This is a messenger RNA of Capsicum annuum, 1651 nucleotides long. Its product is annotated as polygalacturonase. NCBI's taxonomy places the organism in Eukaryota, Viridiplantae, Streptophyta, Magnoliopsida, Solanales, Solanaceae. Gene Ontology annotation, biological process: fruit dehiscence; anther dehiscence; pectin catabolic process. Gene Ontology annotation, molecular function: polygalacturonase activity. The record is from RefSeq and is a predicted model, not a curated record. The coding region runs from base 108 to 1391 and encodes 427 amino acids. The transcript has 9 exons.
UUGAUGAUAUAUACUUCAAUUUGAAGUACUACAAGUUCUUUUUCCUUUUGAUUUCUUAUUUCCUUAAGUUCCAAAUAGGAGGGUAAACAAGUCAAAAAAAAAAAAAAAUGCUUUUGAGAAUCCUCCUUAUAGUACUGUUAGCCACUUCAUUGUUUUCCACCUCCUGUCAAGGAAAAAAGAAAAUUGGAAAACCAAAAAAGCAUGGUAAUAAUGUGAAGAAAAAGCCACAUACAAAUGCAAUUAUUGAUAUACAAGAUUUUGGAGCCAAAGGUGAUGGACUCUCAGAUGAUACACAGGCAUUUAUUAAAGCUUGGGAUAAAGCAUGCAAAGCAGAAAAUGGUGUGCUUUUGAUUCCAAGGCACAAGAUAUACUACAUUGGACCAAUUAAGUUCCAUGGUCCUUGUAAGAAAGGACUUAGAAUGAUGAUAAAUGGAGAACUCAGAGCUUCAAAAGAUUUAUCAGAUUAUAAUGAAGACAGAAGACAUUGGCUAUUAUUUCAAAAUAUGGAAAAUUUUGUAGUUGAAGGUGUUGGAAGCAUUGAUGGCAAUGGACAUGUAUGGUGGAUACGAUCUUGCAAAGUUGAUAAAACAAUUCCAUGCAAUACAAAAACACUAACAAUCCCAACUGCUAUGACAUUUUAUAAUUGUACAAAUUUGAUAGUGAGAAAUUUAGAGUUAAAGAAUCCACAGAAAAUGCACUUAACAAUUACCAAAAGUAAACUUGUUGAAGUUUCAAGAUUGAAAAUUACAGCACCUGCUGAUAGCCCCAACACUGAUGGCAUUCAUGUUUCUGGGACAAAAAAUAUUGAUAUCCACCAUUCUUAUAUUGGAACAGGUGAUGAUUGCAUCUCUAUAGUAAGUGGUUCCACUAAUGUUAGAGCAAGAUAUAUACAUUGUGGACCUGGUCAUGGAAUCAGUAUUGGAAGUUUGGGGAAAAAUAAAGAGGAGGAUACUGUUUCAAAUAUUUAUGUACAUGAUGCCACCUUGAGGGGAACAACUAAUGGAUUAAGAAUAAAAUCCUGGCAGGGAGGACGUGGAUAUGCAAAAGAUAUUCUUUUUCAAGAUAUUGAUAUGGUGAAUGUGACCAACCCCAUAAUCAUAGAUCAAUUUUACUGUGACCAAGAUAAACCAUGCAAAGAGCAGAAAGAAGCAGUGCAAGUGAGUAAUAUAAUGUACAAAAAUAUUAAGGGAACAAGUUCUACGCCAACUGCAAUUAAAUUAAAAUGCAGUAAAACUGUUCCAUGCAAAGGGAUACAAAUGGAAAAUGUGAAUAUACGUCACCAAGGAGGUUCAACUGUCAAAGCUUUAUGUGCAAAUGUUAAAUACACAGCAAAGGGAGUGUUAUUCCCAAAAUGCCCUUCCGAACGCCCGUGGUCAUUUUUGUGGAAUUAAUUAAUACAAUUUUUAUUUUUAUUUUUCCCUUUCUCCUUUGUACAUGCCACUUUAUGAAUGCUCUUGAGAUAGUCAUAGUUAUUGGCAUUUAUCCAACAGAAAAUUAGUUCUAUUAUAUAAGGGAGUAGGAGGAAAUCAUACAUAAAGGAAGUGCAAUUAUACAGUCAUGUUUGGAUAGGAAUUACAAGUGCUAUUGUAUUAUGUAUUUCUCAAUGUAAGUUAGUGUUGUGAAAGUUUCUUUUUCCCUAUAAUAAUAUAUA